AUGGCUGAAUUGCACGUUGUGGAGCAGAGUGGUACUAGCACUAUAGAACAAACCGAGCACCGUGAUGUCCGAGGCUCUGUUCGGCUGGCAUCGUCCAGUCUCAUGGUUCUGCCACGGAGCAGCUUGCCCACCAGUCCCGGGGUAUCGAGUACUAGCAGAGUAGUGUUUGGGUUCUCAGUGAAGAGCAACCCCAGUUCCCCGUCAGAGCCAGCAGAGAAACCCGGAUCCCGCUGGGUUCGCCUCAAUGUUGGUGGAACCUAUUUUGUCACAACCAAACAGACAUUGUGCAGGGACACCAAAUCGUUCCUGUACCGAUUGUGUCAAGAAGAUCCGGAUUUGGACUCUGAUAAGGAUGAGACAGGUGCUUACCUGAUUGACAGAGAUCCCACAUACUUUGGCCCCAUUCUGAAUUACCUGCGGCAUGGGAAACUGAUCAUGGACAAGAACCUAGCAGAAGAAGGUGUCCUUGAGGAGGCGGAGUUCUACAAUAUUGCGUCAUUGGUGAGACUGGUAAAAGACAGGAUACGGGACAACGAGAACAGGACAUCUCAGGGCCCAGUGAAACAUGUGUACCGGGUGCUGCAGUGCCAGGAGGAGGAGCUCACCCAGAUGGUGUCCACCAUGUCAGACGGCUGGAAGUUUGAGCAGCUCAUAAGCAUCGGCUCGUCCUAUAAUUAUGGCAACGAGGACCAGGCUGAAUUCCUGUGUGUGGUUUCCCGGGAGCUCAACAACUCCACUAAUGGCAUUGUCAUCGAGCCCACUGAGAAGGCCAAGAUCCUCCAAGAGAGAGGUUCACGGAUGUGAUGAGACUCCCAGGCCUGAGCUCACCCUGCUCAGCUCAUGUGACAUUUCCUGAUGUCUCCUGCACCACCUCAGCCAUGGUCCAAACCUUCACCUGUUCCACCUCCAACCCCACGCCCCCUUCACCUCCCCCUCCUCUGGGUGUGCCUUUCCACAGUGGGGGGUUCCCAUCCCCCCUCCCCUACAGUGCUGCAACAUAACCCCAUCGUCAUUUCUUAUUCUCAGUUAUAUUCAUGAACGUUUUGAGGGAUUCUGAAGAGAUGGCAAUAGAGUAUUAUUAAAUGCAAUACCUGUUGUCAUAAGUUGGCUUUUGAAGAUUCAGGUUUUGCCCCUGAUCAUAAUCCCCAUCUUGUCCAUAGUACCUCCACACAGAGCUAAAUCAUUGUCACCUUCCUCAUUCAGGUGAUCACACAGUUAGUGGGGAGCCCUUUCCUUGUCUGUCCGGCUAUGUCGACGUGGCGGAAAUCUGUGAUAAUCUCCUCAGAACUUUCAAAGGACAAAAAAAAGGAAAACAAAAAAUCUACUGACUGUGACCUGUCCCACCUACAACCCUGAAUAUCCACCUAUGGGGUGAGAUGAUACUGUUAGCAACAUGGCCCACCCUCUGACCUCCAAUCCUAGUCCUUCCAUCUCCACAGCUGGAGCUCCAAGACAGUUCAUAGUCACUUGGGAGGCUGAAGGCGGAGAGGUGGGGCUAAGGACAGUGAAGCCACCAGAAUCUUCUACAGCCCUCAAAUUCAAAUCUGGACCUCAAAGCCAGUUCCUCUGCUCCCCCCCCCAUUCUUCCCCUCUAAUCAGGGACAGAUUUAAAUCUGGGACACGAGGUGGGUGCGAUUUUUAUUUUAUUUAUUUAUUUUUUAUUUUAAUUUUUUAAUGAUCAGGUAGAACAGAAAACCAGCAGUAGUACGGACCUUGUAGGGUAAGAUUUGAAUACCCCUGUACUACAGCGUCUCUUUUGGUCACUUGUGCAGUCAGUCCUGCUCUCACAGAAACUCUUGCAUUAUAAAACUAGAAGAUAAUGGGGAGGAACAGACCCUUGUCUAACAGAGGCUCCACCCCACCGUGGUUCAUCAGGGACUUUCACUGCAGUGCUGAGCAUCCAUCACACUGAGCAUCCAUUUUCUUUUUGGCUCAGGUCAAAGUCCUUUGUCACCAGGAGGGCACAUCUUUUUCUUUUGCAGCCGUGCUAGGGAUGUUUCAGUGCAAAAGAAAACACACAACUUAAAAGACUAAACCACACACAUGUACACAAUUGUCAGGCAUGUGAAGAAUAUAAAUCUAUAUAUAAUGAAAUUAUAUGGAAAAAAUGAAUGCAAAUGAUAGAUUUUUGUCAUAUUUGUGUAGUAUGGUGUGUUUUAUUCCAUUCGGGGAAGACAUAUCACUCCUCUUGGUGUUUCCCCCAAUGACAAAGGUGUAAGUUUGUGUAUGCAGUGCCUCUCUGCUAUACGUCAAUGAUUGAAGAUAUGAUCAGCGACCCAGAGUUUUUCAAUGACACAACUUCUAAGUAGAUUUUCUGUUCCUUAUAACCCGUUCAAACGAUCCUUAAUUCGCGCAGCUCUAUUAUGUUCUCCUUGCAUUUCUUCAAAUUGUAAUCAGAGAUAAGAGACGGGUUACUGAAAAGCUUUUAUUUGAAAUGAAGAGAUGGCAUGUGUCCAGUACAGUGUGCCUGUUGGACCUGUGAUCAUCUGUAAUCUGCCUAGCCUUGUUUCAUUUUCAUGCCAAUUAUCACUCACUGUGCAUUUGCCUGCUACACACCUUGGCGUAUGUUCAGUUAACAGCUUUGCUUUACAUUUUGCAGUAUGCACUGUUUAGUAAUUUUAGAGUAUGCCGAAAUGAAUAUUUGACAUACAUACUCUGGAAUUGUUAUAGAGUCAGUAUACCCACAGGAACAUUGGGUACUGAAAUUGCUGCAUGGAUGGGACAUUUCAGCUUUUUGACUUGUAACGUUGAGGGAAAAUAAGGAAGUUAUACUUUUGUUUCUCAACAAGUGUUACAUCUCUCUGUGCCAACCAACAGUGAUGGGUACAAGCUUGUCUGGAGUAUACUUCUCUUAUACGCAUAUCAUUGCCCCAGGAGUAAAUCCUGGUAUUACCCCAUUUGUACUACAUUCUGUCGAUUUGACUGUGUACUUAAAAAAGUACCCCAUCGGUGACCAAUAUCACAUCCUUUUUAUUUCACGGGCGUCACAUAAUCUGUACACCACCUUUUCCUGUGUAUAAUGAAUAUUUGGUGCAAUUAUGUUAUAUCGGCAUGUGUAAGAAUGCGUUCAACUUAAAAACCACACCCCAAAAUAAUUACCUGUGCUGUUGUUAUGCUCCCUGACUGUUUUUGUUGUGACUUUUUGUUUUUCCUCUUGGAGUGUAUGUUGUGCAAUUCUACUACUAAACUGGGACAAAACUGCAGUAGCGCACAGACUGUGCUGCUGGAAGAAUGACUGACUGUCUGAUAGAGGCUCUUUUUCUCCUCUUUGGGCCUUUUUCAAAGCCCCCGGGGGUUAUUCUCUUUCCCUUUGUCUCUCUGUGUCCAGUGUUGUGCCUUUUGACCUGUGUUGUGCACAGUUGUUGCCCCCCCUCUGGCUUAUGAGGCUCCUCUCGCAUUGGAAACGAAAAGCUACGAGGCCCCCGAGGGACCCGUGUGGCGUGGUUCCUCUGUUGGUUCGAUCUCCCGUUAUUAGUCAGUGAGAGGAAAACUCCUGGAAUAGACCUUGACCGAGUCUAUUCUGCCGUCAUGACUAGGUCCUGUUUGUUUACGUACAGUGCAGAUUAUCAGGCUUAACUCCUUUUCUUUUGUGCCAAUACUUUUUAACCAAGCCCCCCACCCCUUAUUGACCCCUGUACCUUAGCUCCUGAACCUUUUGCCUGUUAGUUUGUCGCUGCAUUCCUUUGUUUUCUUUCCUGUCAUAAAUGUGUGUAGGUGCAGUCGGCCUUGUAAGUUUACCCCACAACCAGCUGAGAGGCAGAGAACAGGACGGUGGUUGUAGUUGUGAUUUUAUCUCAGUAAAAGGGUCCUUCCACCAAGUCGGUGCCUUUUGAGAUGUGUAACUUGGUGAAACAAUAACAUUUGAUUUCACCUCAUUUUUACAUUCUGUCAUAAAGAGCCCGUUUUCUCAUCUUAAAAAAAAAAUGCCUAUAUUAAGUGCCAAAUAAAGUAACAGGGUUGAUGAUUUCAUCUUAAAUCAGCCAUAACUCCACUUGUGACAGGGGAAAUUGAAACUUGUGUGCAACAGGGAGGGGCAAUUGGAAUGCAAGCUUCACAUAAACCAUAAUUGUUAAAACUUUUCUAACCCGUGUAUCUAUGGGUAACAGGUUUGACGUGUUAUGCUCAACCAACUCCGUUUUCCACAACAAAACACCAGGAAAUGCAGAGUAGAAACAGCUGACCUCAUUUUACACUGAUUUCACUAUUUGAUGUUCAAUGUUUCUUUUGAAAACAUUUUUUUUUAAAGGAAUAGUUUCACCAUAUUAAAAUGAGAUCAGUUUACAUAACAGGCUUGAAUUUCAAAUGUAUUUUUCUUAAAAUGAAUCACUAAUCAUAUGAAAUAAUAAUCUUCCGAAAUUGAUUUGUCAAAGCAACAAAAUAACUAAGGCUUUACAAUGAUGGUGAAAACUUGAAUCUUCCUGGAAGUCAGAGGGUGCAUGGAGGGACAUGUUAAAUUGCAGAAUUUUUCCCUUUAAUAAGUCUUUAUUCAUAUUUUAAAAAAUAUUGAAUUCUCCAUGUGGUCUAUAUUAAAGGGCACAUCAUUGAAUAUAACAGGCAUUUACAAUUCAAUAUUGGUUGGUGCACAAUUUCACUUAAAAUAUCAAAGGGACGCAAAAGGCACUCAUUUUGUGGAACGAACGUAAAGCCAGCAGUGCACUUUUCUUUUGGGAAAAUGGCAAGACAUGUUUAUUUGGCUUUCUCUCUUGAAUUGCAUGUUUAAGGCAACUUAUGCUGUCUGUUUUGAUCCCAUGACAAUUACACUGACAGAACUUUUUCGUUGUUGAUGUAUGCAUUCACUUUGAAGCACUUCUUUUUCACUCCAGUGAACCCAAAUUUCUCCUUUGACAUUUCUUUGUUUCCUUUUAUACUUACAGAUUGUUUCAUCCAAUUUUGAUAUUGAACUUUGUACUUAGAUACAAACGAUCAUUGCAAAAAAAAUAAAGUGUUUCCCCUA
Messenger RNA from Salmo salar (Atlantic salmon), 4954 nucleotides. Its product is annotated as BTB/POZ domain-containing protein KCTD5. NCBI's taxonomy places the organism in Eukaryota, Metazoa, Chordata, Actinopteri, Salmoniformes, Salmonidae. Gene Ontology annotation, cellular component: Cul3-RING ubiquitin ligase complex; cytoplasm. Gene Ontology annotation, biological process: protein homooligomerization; proteasome-mediated ubiquitin-dependent protein catabolic process. The record is from RefSeq and is a predicted model, not a curated record. Gene Ontology annotation, molecular function: cullin family protein binding.